This is a messenger RNA of Ficedula albicollis (Collared flycatcher), 421 nucleotides long. RefSeq names its product NADH:ubiquinone oxidoreductase subunit A5 (gene NDUFA5). The transcript has 5 exons. The record is from RefSeq and is a predicted model, not a curated record. Gene Ontology annotation, biological process: respiratory electron transport chain. NCBI's taxonomy places the organism in Eukaryota, Metazoa, Chordata, Aves, Passeriformes, Muscicapidae. The coding region runs from base 21 to 371 and encodes 116 amino acids.
GGGGGGCCGCGAGCGCGGCCAUGGCGGGGGCGCUGAGGAAGACCACUGGACUUGUAGGAUUGGCUGUAGCUGAGAACCCUCACGAGCGUCUGCGAAUACUGUACACAAAAAUCCUUGGUGUCCUGCAAAACAUUCCCAAGGAUGCAGCUUACAGGAAAUACACUGAGCAGAUUGUAAAUGAACGAUUUGAUUUGGUGAAAAACGAGACGGAUGUGCAAAAACUACAGGAAAAACUGAAUAGUGGUCAGAUAGAAGAAGUCAUUGUACAGGCUGAAAAUGAGCUGUUCCUGGCAAGAAAAAUGUUGCAGUGGAAACCAUGGGAGCCUCUAGUUGAAGAACCUCCUUCUAACCAGUGGAGAUGGCCAAUAUAAUUUUCAAAAUGAUGUAACCUCUUGAAAGUAAAAAGAAAAAAAAUAAUUAU